AUGGCCAGCAAAAGUAGAUUUUCGAGCCUGGCUGCGUUCCUUAGCUCUAUAAAAGGCGACCUCGCGAAUAUCACAUCACCUCCCGCGUUCCUUGCGCCAGAGUCAGUUGUGGAGAUUUGUACGUGCUGGGCGGAACGUCCGAGUAUUUAUGUCGCCGCAGCGCGAGAGCCAGACUCACAGCGACGGGCGCUGCUGGUUUUGAAAUGGCUUCUUGCAUCCCACCGGCGGCAGUUUUAUGUUGGGGCCAAUGUCACCGCAGGUAUGAAGAAGCCACUGAAUGCGUUUCUCGGAGAGAUAUUCUUGGGGCAGUGGACCGAUGAUGUCACCACCGUGAAAAGUGUGACCGAGCAAGUGAGUCACCAUCCGCCAGUUACGGCGUGCUACAUGGCCGACGAGAAGUAUCGGGUUUGGGGUGAAGGAUACUCACGGGUCGACAUGAACUUCACUGGCGUUCUCAACGUCAAUCAAACCGGUCACUCCAUGUUCUACCUCGACGGCUUUGAAGAGCAGUUUCUCAUACCCUUCCCGAGCUUCAAAGUGAAAGGCUUCUUUUCUGCCCAUCUGUAUCCAGAAAUAUACGGUACCUACCACGUCGUCUCGUCCUCCGGAUUCAUAUCCGAGAUUACAUACUCCGGAAGAGGCCUUUUCGGUGGAACAAAGAACCGAGUCGAUGCGAAGAUGUACCAGCGAGAUGACGAAAGUAAAACGCCCCUCUACAUAGUCUCAGGCUGCUGGAGCGAAUCAUUUACUAUCUACGACGGAGCAACCGGCGACCUAAUCGAUACAUGGGUUCCCGAGGAUCAUCCUCCUUCGACGCUGGAAGAGGUGCCCGUCAGCCAACAGGACGCUUGGGAGAGCAGAUGCGCAUGGAAAGAAGUCAUAGCGGCCCUGAAGGCUGGAGAUUUCUGGCGGGCUGCCUCGGAAAAGUCCAAGGUCGAAAACGCUCAGCGUAGUCUCAGGAAAGCAGAUCCUGACUAUGUCUCGAAAUGGGAGCCUCUUUUCUUCACGGCUUCGCAUGAGCCGAGGCCCGAUUUCGAAGCGCUGGCCUCAGCUGUGCCUGGGUGGGAAAUCCAUAGCAGCAAAACCAAGGGAGUAUGGAGAUUUGAUAAACAGAAGGCGGGCUAUGCUCAGAGGCCGUAUCACGGUGGACUCGAUCCAAUUGGUUCCGAAGACUAG
Molecule: messenger RNA, 1176 nt
Organism: Trematosphaeria pertusa
Lineage: Eukaryota; Fungi; Ascomycota; Dothideomycetes; Pleosporales; Trematosphaeriaceae
Exons: 4
Coding region: 1-1176 (391 amino acids)
Biological process (GO): maintenance of cell polarity; endocytosis; exocytosis
Cellular component (GO): membrane; intracellular membrane-bounded organelle; cytosol
Molecular function (GO): oxysterol binding
Source: RefSeq, a predicted model, not a curated record